AUGAAAAACCAGACCACAGUGACUGAAUUCACAUUGGUCUCCUUUCCUGUUGUCCAAGAGCUUCAGAUUUUGCUAUUUGCCAUUCUCCUGCUGGUUUAUAUGCUCACAAUAGCAGGAAACAUUAUUAUCAUUUCCUUAAUAUGGACAGACAAUCGUCUUCAAACCCCAAUGUACUUCUUCCUCAGUAAUCUGUCAUUUCUGGACAUUUUGUUCACAACUACCAUUGCUCCAAAGUUGCUAGCUUGUCUCUUAGAAGAGAGAAAGACCAUAUCCUUUGCUGGCUGCAUCACACAAACGUAUUUCUACUUCUUUCUGGGGACAGUGGAGUUUAUCCUCUUGGCAGUGAUGUCCUUUGACCGCUACGUGGCCAUCUGUAACCCCCUGCGCUAUACCAUUGUCAUGAACAGCAGAGUCUGCCUCCUGCUCGUCCUGGGCUGCUGGGUAGGCGCCUUUGUGUCCGUGCUGUGUCCAACAAUUAUAGUGUCCAGAUUACCAUACUGUACUAGAGAAAUUAGUCAUUUCUUUUGUGACAUUGCCCCCUUACUUCAGGUGGCCUGUGUUGACACCCACUUCAUUGAGCUGAUAAACUUCCUCUUGUCUUCCCUGGUGGUCCUGAGUUCACUGGUGCUCACCACUGUGUCCUACAGCUACAUCAUUUCCACCAUCCUGCACAUCCCCUCUGCCCAAGGACGUCAGAAGGCCUUCUCUACCUGUGCUUCUCACAUCACUGUGGUCUCCAUUGCAUAUGGGAGCUCUAUCUUCAUGUACGUGAGGCCUAACCAGAGCUAUUCGCUGGAUUUUGACAAAGUGACAGCUGUCCUCACUACAGUGGUGACCCCUCUUCUAAAUCCCUUCAUUUAUAGCUUGAGAAAUGAAAAGGUAAAGGAAGUCUUGAAGGAGUCAAUUAGCAGGUUAGUUUUACCACAUUCCAAAGGAACCUGA
Messenger RNA from Tupaia belangeri chinensis (Chinese tree shrew), 942 nucleotides. Its product is annotated as olfactory receptor 6M1-like. The record is from RefSeq and is a predicted model, not a curated record. Gene Ontology annotation, cellular component: membrane. Bases 1 to 942 code for a protein of 313 amino acids. Gene Ontology annotation, molecular function: olfactory receptor activity; G protein-coupled receptor activity. The transcript has a single exon. Gene Ontology annotation, biological process: G protein-coupled receptor signaling pathway. Lineage: Eukaryota; Metazoa; Chordata; Mammalia; Scandentia; Tupaiidae.